Anarrhichthys ocellatus (wolf-eel) is the source of this 1436-nucleotide messenger RNA. RefSeq names its product spectrin repeat containing, nuclear envelope family member 3 (gene syne3). The record is from RefSeq and is a predicted model, not a curated record. Lineage: Eukaryota; Metazoa; Chordata; Actinopteri; Perciformes; Anarhichadidae. Bases 181 to 1356 code for a protein of 391 amino acids. The transcript is spliced from 6 exons.
GGUCAUUCUAUAUUUUACAAGGAGUCAUUGAAGGCAGCAUGAAAGUGUGCGCUGACUCCAGCCCCCAGUGCCUCGGCUCUACUUCCUGUGCCAUAACUUCACUGUACACAACACAGCAGGACAGCGUUCACUGUAGAGGAAGCUCUCACCUGAUGAACACAAAGCCUCCAAGGACUGGCCAUGACACAGCAGGAGCAGCAGGAGUUCAUGGAGAGCCUGGAAGCGGCCCUCUCCUGGAUGCGGGCCAUCCAGGAGAGGCUGAAGGCCAAUGACAACACCCAGGGACCCCGUGAUGCCCUGGAGGGCCGACUCAGGGAGACGGAGAAGAUCCAUCACUCGCAGCAUGAGGGUCGUGUGAAGAUGGACAUGGCGCUGGUGGCAGCUGAGAACCUUUUGCAGAGCGGAGACGAAGAGCUGAGAAACCACACCCACGCUAAGCUCAAAGACCUGAAAAGCCUGUGGGAGGAGACCAGCACCUAUAUCAUCCACUGUCACAGUCGCAUAGAGUGGGUGUGGCUCCACUGGGGCGAGUACUUGAAGGCCUACGAGGAGUUUGAGCUGUGGCUGACGAGCCGGCAGCGCGGCCUGGAUGUCGUGGUGGAGCUGCAGCUGGGGGUGAAGGAGAAGCUCUGGCAGAUGGACCAGCAGAGGGUGGUGGUGAGCGACAUCCACAGCCAGGCGGUGCUCCUGGAGAGGCUGCUGGACGAGGCCGCCGCACUGCACAACAGAACCCAGGACCCCAGCGUGGAGCCCCAGGCCCAGGAGAGGCUGCAGGAGGCCUACAACGAUGUCAGAGACAGAGCUGAGGAGCGUCUGUCGCUGCUUCGGAAGAUGGCUGAGGAGCACCAGACAUACCAAGGCUGCGUCCAGAGGUUCCAGUCCUGGCUGCUGGCAAAAACCAAGGAGCUCACUGAUCUAAUGGAGAGGGAGGAUACCUCCGAGAACAAGCUCAGAGCCUUACAAGCUCUGGAUGACAGUGUAGCCGGCGAGGAGAAGACCCUGCAGCAUAUCGAGGGAGUGGCGGAGGCAGUGAGGGGCAACACCUCUCCCUCUGGGGCGGAGAUGGUGAUGGAGGAGGCCGAGGAGCUGAGGCUGGGCUGGCAGAGGCUGAGGCAGGGCCUGUGUGAGUCUGAGGAGGGCCUGCGCUCCAGCCUGGACUCCCACAGUCAGUACAUGGCCAGAUGCCAGCGGCUGGAAGAAGACAUCGGCCAGCUCAGGGUGCUGCUGCAGGAGCUAGACCAGGAACUGGAGGAGGGCCGCGAGGCUAGGGAUCGCAAUGACCGGACCGAGGAGCAGAUGGUGGGCCAGUGGAGGAAAUACACGGUAGGUUUUUUAAACAUAUCUGCCAUCUUAUAAAGUUUAGUGGAAGUUUUCUAGAAGCAAGCCGUAGCCCCGCCCUAAAGCAUCCCCUGCUUUAUGGUCUGUGUGACUCUAAA